GCCUGCCCAGAAGCUCCAGCCAGAAGAAAGCCUUCAAGCCCAGAAAAUUGAUAUCGGCGGCAGCAGCAGCAAUGGCCGAGCAGAUGGCCGAGCAGAUGAAGCAAAUAAGCCAGGGGAUGAUUGGAUGCCCCGUGAAUAUCAUAUGGGGGACCACGGGGAGGGGCGGGCCUUGGAGAACAAAGCACCGUCGGCAGAGGCUUCUUUGGGGCCCCUCCGAAAAGGCCCCUCGCUGCUAAUCGACCGGCAGCAGAUUCGGUCGGUGGCCCCCAAGGACCAAGCGCUUGAACUCAGAGGCCUGCUGGGAGUCGAGGUCUACGACCAAGAGGUCUUGGAGCAUGGAGUCCUUCAGCAGAUAGACAAGGCGAUCGGUGAAGCCGCUGAAGGGCGUCCACUUCAUGAUGCUCCUGAAACAGGCGACCAAGCUGAAUUGGAAGGUGUGGGACCAAGUGCAUCCUCUCCAAAACCAUCUGCUACAAACCAUACGGAGCAAAUUGGACCUCAGGCUAAGGAGGACAUCGGUAGAAAACUGGAUUCUGCAAAAGAACAAAACUGCAACAAAGAGCAAGAGUUUAAAAAAAUGAAAACGAAACAAAAGCACCUUCAAAACGCUGGGGAAGAGGAAGAUCCUGAAGACGGGACGGCGGGAGACCACGAAGCGAAGGAAUCCAGGGAUGGGCUUGGAGGCCAUUUUGCUCCCGGUCCUUCGUCCCUCGGAAGGAUGCUUAUGUCAGCGCAGGAAGAGACCGAAUGGGAGAAGCUCAUCCGAACUGGCCAGAUGACUCCCUUUGGGACGAAAAUGCUUCCGAAAGAAGAGAGGAAGCCCCGGCGGAUCAUGCUGAACGAAACGUCGGGUUUUGAAAAGCUUUUGGCAGAUCAGGAGAAGCUCCUGUCCCAGAGGAAGAAAACCCCCUUUCGUAAGGGGGCCCAGCAGAAAGCGCGGGGUAGCCAGGCCAAAUCCCCAGCCUCUCUCACCAAAGGCAGGAGGAGCAAAGGCCCACCAGAGGCUGCUGGCCCUCUGCGGCGGCAGCAGGAGGAGGAACAGGCUGUCUGCCUUCAGGCCAAAGCCAAGCUUCCCCAGGCCGGGGAAUCAGAGAAGAGGGAGCAGCAGGAGGAGUGGGAGGCCUCUGGAUGCAGGGGGUCUCGUGAAGACCUCAGCCUUUCAGAGGAGGAGGAGGAGGGUCUGGGUGUGAAUCGUCCCGUGUCCUGGGAAGACCCAUUGAAGCAAGAAGACCACUCGGAUGAUGAUUUCUUCCCGAGUUCUUCCGAAGAAGACGAAGGCAAAGAAGGAGAGGGCCUUACUAGGAGGCGGAGAAUAAAGAGAUACAAGGACGAUGGCAAUGAAGAUUACUAUAAGCAAAGGUUAAGGAGGUGGCACAGACAGCAGCUGAGGGACCGGAAAGGGCAGCGUCAGAGCACGGCCGAAGAGUCUGACGAAAGCGAUGCGGAAUUUCUUGAGGGUUUUAAAGUUCCAGGUUACCUCUUCAAGAAACUGUACAAGUACCAGCAGACAGGUGUGAGGUGGCUGUGGGAGCUGCACUGCCAGCAGGUAGGAGGCAUCCUGGGGGACGAGAUGGGCCUGGGCAAGACCAUCCAGAUAAUUGUCUUCUUGGCAGGCCUGAGUUACAGCCAGAUCAGGACUCGCGGCACAAAUUACAGGCACAGAGGGCUGGGCCCCACCGUGAUCGUCUGUCCCACCACCGUCAUGCAUCAGUGGGUGAAGGAGUUCCACGCCUGGUGGCCGCCCUUCAGAGUGGCAGUUCUGCACGAGACGGGCUCCUACGCGGACAAAAAGGUAAAACUGAUUCGUGAAAUUGUGGCCUGCAAUGGAAUCUUGAUAACCUCCUAUUCUUACAUUCGCUUGUUGCAAGAGAACCUCCAGAGGCAUAACUGGCAUUACGUGAUUCUGGACGAGGGACAUAAAAUUCGGAAUCCGAAGGCUGCAGUUACACUGGCUUGCAAACAGUUCUCCACUCCUCAUCGGAUCAUCUUGUCCGGGUCACCUCUGCAAAACCACCUCAAGGAGCUGUGGUCUCUCUUUGAUUUUGUGUUUCCAGGGAAGUUGGGGACCCUCCCUGUCUUCCUGGAGCAGUUCUCGGUCCCCAUAACCAUGGGGGGAUAUUCCAACGCCUCUCCGGUCCAGGUGAAAACCGCGUACAAGUGUGCCUGUAUUUUACGGGAUACGAUUAACCCCUACCUGCUGCGCAGAAUGAAGGCCGAUGUUCAGAUGAGCCUCUCCUUGCCAGAUAAAAAUGAACAGGUCUUAUUUUGUCGCUUGACGGCUGAACAGCAAGAACUCUACAAAAAGUUUAUUGAUUCCAAAGAAGUCUAUCAGAUCCUCAACAGAGAAAUGCAGAUCUUCCCAGGGCUGAUAGCCCUAAGAAAAAUGUGCAACCACCCUGACAUCUUCUCCGGCGGACCGAAGGUUCUGAAGGGGACCCCCGAGGAGGACCUCAAGGAAGAAGACCAGUUCGGCUUCUGGAGGCGUUCUGGGAAGCUGAUAGUCGUGGAGUCCCUGCUGAAAAUCUGGCACAAGCAGAGCCACCGGGUGCUGCUCUUCACCCAGUCCAGGCAGAUGCUGCACAUCCUUGAAGAGUUUUUAAAGCAGAGGAACUACUCCUACCUCAAAAUGGACGGCACCACCACAGUGGCCUCGAGGCAGCCUCUGAUUGGGAGGUUCAAUGAGGAUGCGUCCAUCUUUGUCUUCCUCCUCACUACUCGCGUUGGUGGGCUUGGGAUUAACCUGACGGGCGCAGACCGGGUGAUCAUCUACGACCCUGACUGGAAUCCCAGCACAGACACUCAGGCUCGGGAGCGCGCGUGGAGGAUCGGCCAGACCAGGGACGUGACCGUGUACCGGCUCCUCACCGCAGGGACCAUUGAGGAGAAGAUUUACCACAGGCAAAUAUUCAAACAGUUCCUGACGAACAGAAUCCUGAAGGACCCCAAGCAGAGGCGCUUCUUCAAAUCCAACGACCUCUACGAGCUCUUCACCCUCAGCACUCCGGACGGAGCCCAGGGGACCGAAACCAGCGCCAUCUUCGCAGGAACCGGUUCUGAUGUCCCAGCACCAAAGCGGCCGUUGAAACGUCGCAGUGCCAACCUUUCUGCAUUUUCCAAGAGGCGCCAAGCGAAGCCGACCUCCACCAAGGCCGAUUCCUUCCUAGCAAGGGAGCGUGAGAAUGCAGCCCUCGCAGCAGGGGAGGCAGUCGAGGGGAACUCGGAAACAUCCCCUCCUCCCCUUCCAAAAGACCCCAACCAAACUCCCCCCGCCCAUACGGAUUCCUUCCUGGGGACCGGAGAGGAGCCUUCAGCGGUGGGGAAGGGGGCCCCGUGUGACAGAGAUCCAGAUUCCUGCAAGAUCUGGACCCCUUUUGUAAAUCAUUUGGGAAAUCCAAGGAUACACAGCAUAAUGAAGCAUGACGCCAUAAUGGAAGCUUCUAGUCCAGAUUAUGUGCUGGUGGAAGCAGAGGCCAAUCGUGUGGCUCAAGACGCCCUCCGAGCCCUGAAGGUUUCUCGACAACGAUACCGUGGAGUUGCUUCUACUUGGGCUGACGGCGCCUCCACUCGGUUCAAAAGCAGAUUUGGCCAGAAGAGGAACCCAAAUCUCAUGAUAUCCUCAUCGUCUUCCAAUCAGGCUUCAGGGAAAAAGUGCAAGUUGAAACAGGAACAGCUGAUAGUGAACGAGGGUGAGAGGGAGAGAGGAGACCCUGCCGGCAGCAGACUCGCUCCCUUCGAUGGAGAGGCCUCUUCGAGCGCUCUGGACUCCUCUUCGUUGCUGGCCAAAAUGAGGGAAAGGAACCACCUGACUGGAUCCCAGCAGAGGGCGGAUCCGGCUGAGGGGAGCUUCCAGCACAGGAUCCCCGGGGCCCCCACGGCCCCCACAGAGCACGAUGAGCUGCUCUCGGAUAUCCGGAGCUUCAUGGCUUUCCAGGCCCAGCUGCCGGGCCAGGCCAGCACGCGCGAAAUCCUGCAGGAAUUUGGCUCCAAGCUGACCACGCAGCAGUCCUGCGUCUUCCGGGAGCUCCUGAGAAGCCUCUGCACUUUCCACCGGCAGUCGGGGGGCGAAGGGCUUUGGAAGCUCAAGGCGGAAUUCACCUGACCGCCCCUGGCUCUCUCCCACUGGGGCUUUCCAGUAGCGUCUCAGGGCACUCGUGUGUCCUCUCCGACACAGAGGCUGCCACCGACUUUAUAAAGCAGGAAUAGAAGCCAGCCGGACGUUUCCCUAUUUAAGGGAGCAUUAAAGUGGAUUCCUAGUAAGCUUUCUGGUAAAUCAUGCAAUUGGAAAAAGAGCGAGCUGUGUGCCUAAAUAAACAGUACCUUAAAAGUAACAUUCCAGGGAUUAGCCACGCACAUCAGCAGCCUUAGUAAGAACUACCUUCGGAGUCGAAAAACACCGGCGUCCCAUAAAAAUGCCGUCUGUAUGCCAGACAUUCUGGCCAUAGAGAAAGUUAAGUGGAAAUUCCUGAGCCACCUGGUUUGGUUUUGAACUUCUAAUAACAGCAGCCUUCUCAGCAUUUUGGGAGCUCCUGACCUGCUGGAUAUUUAAGAGUUUGUGUCCUGCUUGUAAAAAGAACACAAUUUUGUACCAAGUUGUAAAAAGCAGUAGAGCCCCUGUCUGCUGGGCAGAAUGGGCCUCUUCUGCCAGGUGUAGUUUCAGACCACCCCCUCCUUGGCCCUUUCCCCACCUGCCCAGUGGUGGCCUCUAGAGUCCAGCUCCCCAGGCUGCUCAUUGGAAACGUGCAGCGAGCAGCACGGGUGCGUGUGUGUGGCUGCAGGCUCCUGGGUUGUGGCCGCCUCUCCUUGCCGAAGUUUUUGGGUUUGCCAGCCAUUCACUCGCUCUGCAUGGCUGCACCUCUCAAGCAAGCGGGCAGCCGGCAAGACUUAGGCGGCACAAUAGGCGGCAGCUGAGGCAGGGCCGCCAGGGGGCACGAAGCGCUCCAAGGGUGGCGGCUGGGCCGGUUUUUCCAACGGGAGCCCCAAAUUGCACACCAGUUCUGUAAGGCCACCCCCGUCCAGGACAAGAGAAGGAGAAUCCCGAGGAAUGGGGGUCCUGGACCCCAGAGCCCUCCCCCCCCUUACGAGGCUUGAAUGGCCUUGUUCUGCCCCGUCCAGGCCUCUGCAGCCACCGGGCAGAGCGGCCCAGGGUGGAGACGGAAGACGGCACAUUCAUCAAGUUUUAUUUAGGAGGAAUUUUUAUUUUUAUUUUUUGCAAGAGGCAGCCUUUCCCCUGAGGGAACCUUAAGAAAUGAUUCCGUUGCUUUCUACAGGAUAAGGUUCUCAUUCAGUGCAGCAGUUUCAGCUGUAAACCUAUAAAAUACAACAAGCUUCUCUUGAUUCUGACUUCCCCUCAGCCGCCUCCCUAUUAAGGCUGGGAGGAAUUUUCCCAGGCAGAGACGGGAGGUUGAAUCCGUUCUCUUGAUACCUUUUUCACCCCCCCCCCCCAAAGUAAAUUCCAGAAGGCCUGAUAAGAGAAAGGAAAAGAAAAGGAGAUCACUGGCUCCUCUACGCUUCUGUGCUGUGUGGAUGAAAUGAAGGCCCAGCCCAGAAGCCAGGCAGUUUCAUCCCUGCGAUGGAGAAGUGCCGGUUAAAAUACUUGGGGCGGAGGAGGGGAUAGCAGUUCUGGAUGACGUGGCAGACUAUGUGCAUCUCUCUCGUCUUCAUGCAGCUGGGGAUUGGAGAAUUAACGAGGGUUUCAUGGAGAAAAGACUUUGCUAAAGUCCCAGAGAUUUUGCAGAAAGGGGGGUGAGCAGCAAGAAGUCUUCACAUCUUGUGUUUGCAGGCAUUCUGCUGAGAAAGAUGGAGUGAUAGGCCUGAAGGUUUACUUCCUUUCCAUUCUUAUUUUAUCAUAUUUCCAUAUUGAUCAUCACACUUAAUGUGCCUUGGUGGUUUACAGAUAAAAUAAUAAAAUUACACAUGAGCUAUAGUUAAAAAUCAAGUUAGAAAACAGAUUAAAGUUAAAGAGAGCAAUUGCAAAGUUAAAAGGCAGAGGGGGGAGGGCUUUCAGCCCAUAAAUGACCCCCCCCCCCAAGAUGUGUGUUGCUCUUGGACACACAGACACCCUCAGGGCAGUUGGCCGGAGAGGGGGUGCCCGCCUUCUGGAUCUGACCCAGUCCUUUCCCAAAACGCAUGAAAUCCUGUGUUAUUGUGGUGGGUGUCCCGGUCACCCCAAACCCUCCCUUGACAAGGUCUCUGAGGAUUCAUGGAGCCUCCCUAAGGUUUCCAUUCAACUGUCUGAUAAGGCUCCUUGUCUCGGCAGUCACACAUUUGAACCUGAAUACCUUCCUUAUUUAUAAAAAUAAAGAUAGUAAAGACAGGAUCCAACGGUUCCUCCUGGAUCCAGGGAGACCUGCCACAGGAUUUGGCCUGGAGCCUGAGCCUCGCCUAUGUUUUUAUUCAUGGCUUGGGUGAAGGAGUAAAGAAAUGCCAGUCACAUCUGCAGCUGACCUAAAAUUGGGUCUGAUACAAGACAGAAUUAUUCCAGAUUCCUUCAGUCGGUUAAAAAUGCUAGGAGCAAAUAACGGGAUUCGAUUCAGUGGGGGGACUGGUGUGAUUCCCCCUGAAGCCAUCGGAAGCAGAGACUUAAGCCAGGGAGGCCUCGCUCAGUGGCCUCCGUCAGAAGGAGCCCUGCGUGAGGCAACAGGGUGAAAACAGUGUGUAAUCAAGGAUAAUGUGCAAUUAACAAUGGGGCCAUGUUUAAUCAAGGAUGAUUUGUAAUUGG
Molecule: messenger RNA, 6718 nt
Organism: Thamnophis sirtalis
Lineage: Eukaryota; Metazoa; Chordata; Lepidosauria; Squamata; Natricidae
Source: RefSeq, a predicted model, not a curated record